AUGACCCGCACCCUCAGCAAGGUCGUCUACCAUCCCGACCCCACCACGACUGACGAGUAUACGAUCAUUGUCGACCCCGCUGAGUACAAGAAAUGGAAAGAAGGAGGUACGUCUAUUCCAUUAACAGAAGUCGUUGACUCUUUCGAAGUCUUCUUCUCAAAUCAGGGUGCACAGGGCAUCCUUGGCAAGCCAUCGAAACAGCAGCUCGAGAAUGAUUUUGGCGUCUCGAGAGACGUCGACGUGAUCACACAGAUCUUGGAGAAGGGCCAGGAGCAGUCGGGCAAGGCAUACACAUCUGGAGUUGUUACCCAAAACAUUGCGAAGGGAAGCGCAACUAUUGACACUAGGGGCAAGACGCUAUCAGGUGUGUGA
Laetiporus sulphureus 93-53 is the source of this 372-nucleotide messenger RNA. RefSeq names its product DUF1960-domain-containing protein. The transcript has 4 exons. The record is from RefSeq and is a predicted model, not a curated record. Bases 1 to 372 code for a protein of 123 amino acids. NCBI's taxonomy places the organism in Eukaryota, Fungi, Basidiomycota, Agaricomycetes, Polyporales, Laetiporaceae.